Messenger RNA from Rosa rugosa (rugosa rose), 3522 nucleotides. RefSeq lists its product as uncharacterized. The record is from RefSeq and is a predicted model, not a curated record. The coding region runs from base 1 to 3522 and encodes 1173 amino acids. NCBI's taxonomy places the organism in Eukaryota, Viridiplantae, Streptophyta, Magnoliopsida, Rosales, Rosaceae. The transcript has 2 exons. Gene Ontology annotation, molecular function: RNA-DNA hybrid ribonuclease activity; nucleic acid binding.
AUGGCCGGUGAUUUCAAUGAGAUCAUGUCCAACAAUGACAAGUCUGGAGGUCCUAGACGUGCGGCUGCACUUAUGGCUGUUUUCCGGCGAACUAUGGCAGAUUGUGAUCUUAUAGAUAUGGGGUUUGUUGGCAGUCGGUUUACGUGGAGCAACAAGUUCACAAAGGAGAGACUGGAUAGGGGUUUUCAAACACCAUCAUGGAGAGCUAGAUUUCCGUAUAGUAGGGUUCUUACUCUAAACCCUAGUGAAUCUGAUCAUUGCCCAUUGCUAAUUGUGUGGAACUCAAAAGAAUUUAACAGUCAAAAGCAGGAGCUGCGUAUUAUCCAGGAAAAAUUUAUUGAUAUUAUGAAACUUCCCUUCUCUCUGGAACAGUAUGAAGAACAAAGACUCUUGCAUGUGAGGCAUAGUCAGAUUCUUGCUCAACAAGAGAAAUAUUGGAAGCAGAGGUCUAGGGCAAUUUGGCUCAAAGAUGGAGAUAGAAACUCAGCAUUCUUCCACCGGAAAGCCAGUAAUAGAAGAAGCAAAAAUAUGAUAAAAGGCCUCAAUGAUGAGAGAGGCCAAUGGCAAAGUGACCCAGCAGAGAUUCAAAGGCUUCUAUUAACCUAUUUCGAGAGUGUUUUCUCGACUGGAGGCACUGACCAUGAGGCGCUUGCCACAAUCCUUGCAGCAACACCGACCAAAGUUACUCCUACAAUGAAUGAGGACUUAUUGCGGCCAUACUCUGAUGAUGAGAUUAAAAAGGCACUCUUCCAAAUGCACCCUUCCAAAAGUCCGGGUCCGGAUGGUAUGUCACCCUUCUUCUUUCAAAAGUAUUGGAAUAUUGUCAAUUUUGAUCUUUGCAUGGCAGUUAGGAGUUUCUUACAAACUGGAGAAAUGGAGGCGUGUAUCAAUUACACUUAUUUAUGUCUUGUACCAAAGAUCAAGGAUCCUAAAGAAGCUGCACAUUUCAGACCAAUUGCCUUGAGCAAUGUGAUAUGUAGAAUUUGUUCCAAAGUUGUCUCAAAUCGACUUAAGCAAUGGCUACCAGAUAUUGUUUCACCACUACAGAGUGCGUAUGUGCCUGGGAGAAUUAUUUCUGACAAUACUUUAGUGGCCAAUGAAGUGGCACACUUUAUGCACAAGCUACGGCAUCAAGAUACUGGUUUCUUCUCUUUAAAGUUGGACAUUAGUAAGGCAUAUGAUCGUCUUGAGUGGCAUUAUCUCCAGGCAAUUCUCACCAAGCUAGGGUUUCACCCUACUUGGACUUCUAUGGUCAUGAAUAUGGUCACUACUGUAAGCUACUCAAUUUUCCUUCAAGGUGAGCCUACUCCUCGUAUUUCGCCUACUAGAGGAAUCCGUCAAGGAGACCCAUUGUCCCCAGAUCUUUUUAUCUUAUGUGCUGAGGGUUUGUCAGCACUCAUCACUCACGCAGUACAAAACAAUUUCAUCUCUGGCCUCCAAAUGUGUCCUCAAGCGCCAGUACUUCAUCAUCUCUUCUUUGAAGAUGAUAGUUUGCUAUUUGGAACUGCUACACCUGAGGAGUGUACUGCCUACAAACAAAUCCUGGAUUUGUAUGAAAAGGCCUCGGGGCAGAAAGUAAAUUUUCAGAAAAGCAGUGUUGUUUUUAGCAGGAAUGUGGACUUGGAUCUUCAAAAUAGUUUGGCUUCCAUUCUAGCAGUACAAUGUGUGGAUGAACAUGAUAAGUAUCUUGGUUUACCAAUGAGAAUUGGUAAAUCCAAAACUGCCAAGUUUGCUUAUAUUAAAGAAAAGUUAUCCAAGAAGUUGAUUAGCUGGAAGUCAAAAAUUCUCAGUUGCGCUGGAAAAGAAAUACUCAUAAAGGCAGUAGCUCAGACCAAACCCUUGUAUGCUAUGAACUGUUACUUGCUUCCUAAGAGUUUGUGUGACGAUAUUCAUCAACUAUGUGCUUCUUUUUUUUGGGGUGACACAGAUGAAAAAAAGAAGAUCCAUUGGCGAAGUUGGGAGAAAUUGUGUCUCACAAAGCAUGAAGGAGGUAUGGGGUUUAAAAACAUCUAUGCUUAUAAUAUUGCCAUGCUUGCUAAACAAGGGUGGAGAAUUAUCUCCAACCUUCAUUCUCUUAUUGCAAGGCUAUACAAGGCAAAAUACUUUCCUCAAUGUUCCUUCUGGGAGGCCAAUCUUGGGGACUCUCCCUCCUUCUCAUGGCGAAACAUUCUACAAGGUAGGCAGGUUCUUAAGGCAGGUGUCCAGUGGAAAAUUGGUGAUGGCCAACAAGUGGAUCUGUGGCAUGAUCGAUGGCUUCCUGUUCCAGUCCAUGUACCACUUAUGCAGCCUCCUAACACCUUCUACUCCAAGGUCGCAGACCUAAUUGACAUAACUACCCGACAGUGGAUCCCAGAAGCAGUCUGUAGUCUCUUUCCCACUCCUAUCGUAAAGAAGAUUCUAUGUAUACCACUCAGUAGAGUAGCUGCUCCGGACAAGUUGAUAUGGGCUCCAGAAAAAAAGGGCCACUACUCUGUAAAAUCUGCAUACUGGAUUGCUCGAAUGGAUGUUAUGCAACAUGUGUUGGUAUCUACCUCUAGGGGAGAUCCUUAUAAGGAACUAUGGAAACACGUUUGGAAAGCCAAAGUCCCAGGCAAAGUUAGUAUUUGUGCAUGGCGGGCUUGUAACAAUCUUCUUCCAACAAGAGAUCGACUUCUAACAAAGGGGUAUGAUGGCCCUCGACAUUGCCUUUUGUGCAAUUACCACAUUGAGGAUGCAAGUCACCUUUUCUGUAAGUGUCCCAUAGCAUCUACAAUUCUACAUGCUGCACCAUUCAACUUGCAGAAUACUAUACUUCCCUCUUUGAACUUCAAGGAAUGGAUGUUGGAACGAGCUCUUACUUUAUCACCUGACAUUUUUGCGAAAUUGUUAAUGAUCAUCUGGGCCAGAUGGAAAAAUCGUAACAAUUUUUUAUGGAAUGGCACUGAGCAAUCUGCUCAGGAUAUUCUAUUAAGCAGCUUCACAUGGUUGGAUGAAUUCCAGAAAGCCAGAAACAUCAGUCAGCCAUCUCCUGUUAAGCAACAAAGACAGCGAUGGAAACCGACUGAAAAUGGAGCCUUCAAGCUAAAUGUAGAUGCUGCAUUCCUAUCCGACCAAACCAGGGGUGGCCUUGGAGGAGUUUUAAGCAAUGCUUCUGGACAAUUUGUCGCAGCUUUUGCUACUCCUAUUGCUCACACAGCGUCCCCAAAACAAUGUGAGUUAUAUGCUAUCCGUGCUGGACUUGAUUUACUUGCCUCACUUCAUAUUCAAAAUGCUGUUGUUGAAUCCGAUUGCACUGAGGCAAUAGCGGAAGCCUUGUGCCCAGAUCAUUCCUUGCUUGCCAACGGAGGUCUUGUUGAUGACAUUAAGAGAGCUGUAAGAAAUAUACCUUCAGUCCAAAUCCAGUAUGCACCACGUUCUUGUAAUAUGGUGGCCCAUAGGCUUGCAGGUAUAGGUUUUGAGGCACAAUUUAGCACAGUUUGGCUUGAGCACAUGCCUAGCUGCAUCAUAGAUGUUCUAAAUGCAUAUUGUAAUCACCUCAAUUGA